Taeniopygia guttata (zebra finch) is the source of this 3271-nucleotide messenger RNA. The record is from RefSeq and is a predicted model, not a curated record. Lineage: Eukaryota; Metazoa; Chordata; Aves; Passeriformes; Estrildidae.
CCACAACCCUCACUGGGGCCCCCAGCCCUAUGCGCGACCCCCCCCGGCCUCCAGAUCUCCAUUCUCCCCCCAUUUUCCUGUUUUUCAUCCACUCCUGAGAGCUUCGGGCCUUCCCUUGUCUCCCCCAGAUGGGAGAGAGACCUCCCUGAGCUGCCCCUAACCCCCCUUUGGUGUCUGUCCCCCCGCCAUCCUCUCCUGAGAGCUCCCAGCACCACCCCUGGACCCCCAGGCCCUGAGACCCCUCAUUCCCUACCCCUGCCUUGAUCCUGAGAGCCCCUGGGACCCUCCCUUUUCCCCCUCCGGUUUCUGCCUCAGCCUGGGGGGUGUGCUGGGGGCUGAGCCAAUUCCAGCCCCUGUUUCCUCUUUCCGUUGUGGAAGGAAGAAAUCCUUGGAUCAGCGGGAUUGGGCCCCCCGUGUCCCGUGCUAUGAGCGUUCGGUGUGACUUCUCCGCAAGCAGCUGCAAAUGAAAAUGGAGGAUAUGUCUUUGUCUGGCCUGGAUAACAGCAAGCUGGAGGCCAUUGCACACGAGAUCUACACGGAGCUGGUGGAGGAUGCCUGCCUGGGGCUCUGCUUCGAGGUGCACCGGGCUGUCAAGUGUGGCUACUUCUUCCUGGAUGACACGGACCCUGACAGUAUGAAGGACUUUGAGAUCGUGGACCAGCCGGGCGUGGACAUCUUCGGGCAGGUGUACAACCAGUGGAAGAACAAGGAGUGCGUGUGCCCCAACUGCAGCCGCAGCAUCGCCGCCUCCCGCUUCGCCCCUCACCUGGAGAAGUGCCUGGGCAUGGGCCGCAACAGCAGCCGCAUCGCCAACCGCAGGAUCGCGAGCAGCAACAACCUGAACAAGUCAGAGAGUGACCAGGAGGACAACGAUGACAUCAAUGACAACGACUGGUCCUAUGGCUCCGAGAAGAAAGCAAAGAAGAGGAAAUCGGAUAAGGUGAGGGCUGCGGGGAAGGGUGGGGGGCACAGGGAGGACACAGGACAACCCCAACACCCCCUCUCGUUGCAGAACCCCAACUCGCCCCGCAGGUCCAAGUCCCUGAAACACAAAAAUGGCGAGAUCGGCGGGAACCCCGAUCCCUUCAAGUACAGCAACUCGGCCGGCAUCAACUACGAGACGCUGGGCCCCGAGGAGCUGCGGACGCUGCUGACCACGCAAUGCGGGGUCAUCUCCGAACACACCAAGAAGAUGUGCACCAGGUCCCUGCGGUGUCCCCAGCACACGGAUGAGCAGCGCAGGGCAGUCCGGGUUUACCUCCUCGGGCCCUCGGCGUCCCUGCCCGAGGCUGAGGCUGGUGUGGAGAACGACAGCUUCGAGGUGGCCGAGAGCCAGGCCCUCAUGAGCCGCCUGCAGUGGGACGGCUCCUCCGACAUCUCCCCCUCCGACUCGGCCUCCUCCAAAGCCAGUACAAACAACUCCGAGUCCCGCAAGACCAAGAAGAAGAAGCCCCACCUGGGGCUGGUGAGCGGCGCCCCCGGGCUCGGCUCCAGCAAGAAGAAGAAGCCCAAGCCCCCCGCCCCCCACACCCCCAGCAUCUACGACGACAUCAACAACUGAGCCCCGCCGAGCUGGGGAGGGGCAGGACGGACAAAGGGACGGACAGAGGGAUGGACAGGGGCCAGGCCAGCCCCCGGGCACCCCCCGGGCCGGACACAACGUGGGUACCGGAGCACAGAGGACUCGGCUGGAGUGGGGCUGGAUUUGGGGGGCCCCCGUUAGUGCCCCCCUUCCUCCCGCCCUGCCCCAGUGCCUCUAUUUAUUCUGUGACAGUUUUUUUACGUGGGGCUCCCAUUGGGGCUUCACCCUCAAACGUGGGGGUACAGCCCCCCUUCCCUCCCAGCACCCCCAAAGCCAGCUGUGCCCCCCCACACCCGCUCCUCACUCACCCCAAUGGGGUGGGGGGCACCUGGACACCCUGGGCAGGUCUGGGCCUGGGUCAGGGGGUUGUGAAUCCCCCCUGCCCUGGGGUUUUGGGGUGAGCGCCCCACUCUGGGGCUGCACCCCUCCCUGCCCCAGGCUGGCACUCACCGGUCAGGCUGGCUCAGGAAGGGGGGGUCUCACUGGGGAGGGGUCCUUUCCCACUCAGAGGACAAGGGAGCAUCCUCUCACUCCCAGGUCUGUUCAGCUGUGCCUGCAGUCAGCUGGUGGGGGCCUUGAGGGGCUGCUGGUGCCCACACAAGGGGGUCACAGGGGGCUGCAUGCUGCAUCCUUGGGGGUGGGUCUGGGGGUGGGGGGAGCUGCUGUGUCCAUCCCUGUGCCAAAUUGUUUGGGGAGGGGGGACCCCAACCUGUCAGGGACGUCCGGGGGGGAGCUGGGAGUGGAGCAAAACCUGGGGGGGAAAGCCCAGCCUGGCUUCAGCGCAGAGCCCCCCACUCCUGGUGUCCCCAGGGCAGCUCUGCGUGCCCUCCACGCGUGCCUGGGACCUGCUGCUGCAGUCGGGGGGUCCGUGGGGACCCCCCCACAGCUCUGCUUUCGCUCAGGGGGGCCGGGACCAGCGCCCCGCUGUGCGGGCUGGGGGGACAGGUCCCUCUGGCUGGAUCCAGGUCACCCCCUGCCCCGUGAUCCCCUCCCUCCCCACAGCUGUUCUCCAUGGCAGGGGCUGUGCUGGGGACAGGGUUGGCUCUGUUGUCCCCCCCUUGCUCUCUGACCCCCCAUCUGGCCGUGUGUCCCCGGGGUGGAGCCGUGUCUGUCCCCCCACCCCGGUGCCGUGGCUCGUCUCUCGCAGGGACUCACACAUUAUGGUGCUCUCGACUCUGGAUUCACUAUUGUUUUCAAACUGCUGCUAAAGGCUGGGCUGGGGGGUCCUGCAGAGCCCUGGGCACCUCAGAACCCUGCGGGCCCCCCCUCAUGGGGACCCCGGGCGGUCCCUGCUGCUGCGGCUGCGGCUGGGCAGGGGUGGCCACCAGAGCACGCCGAGCUGGCCUUCGCGUGCCCCGGGGCCCCAGGACGGCGCUGUGGGCACCCAAAAACACGGGGGACCACCCCAAACUGCCUGGGGGGGCACGGUGAGCUGGGGCUGUGGGGGGAGGCAUCCUGAGCCCCUUCAGCUGCAGGAGAGGCGCUGCAAUUUGGGGUCCAAGGGGUGCAGUGGGGCUUGGGGGGCUCAGACCGUGCCCUGUGACCCCCCCCAGGUCGGUGUCCUCGCCCCCCCCACCCCGGUGUUUCUGCGUGUCCCCCCCGCAGGGGAACUGAGCCCUUGUGAGGUCUGUGUGUCCCGUGAGUGGGUUGUGGCUGCCCCUGUAAAUAAAACUGCAUCUUGACUUGGUA